Solanum dulcamara is the source of this 1517-nucleotide messenger RNA. RefSeq names its product KIN17-like protein. The transcript is spliced from 2 exons. The record is from RefSeq and is a predicted model, not a curated record. Gene Ontology annotation, molecular function: double-stranded DNA binding. Gene Ontology annotation, cellular component: nucleus. The coding region runs from base 199 to 1392 and encodes 397 amino acids. Gene Ontology annotation, biological process: DNA replication; DNA damage response. NCBI's taxonomy places the organism in Eukaryota, Viridiplantae, Streptophyta, Magnoliopsida, Solanales, Solanaceae.
CCAAUUUCUCAUAUAACCCGGCCCACACCCCUCAUUUCCUUUAUCUUCUUCUCGCCAAAACGCAGGGCGAAGAACCCUAAUCUCGACGUAGAUUAACCGUUCCUCCUUCGAAUUCGUACAAUCCAGCGAGAAUCUUCCAGAAUUCGCCGGCAACGGUAAUUGUUAAGAAGUCCACCGAUUUGAACUUCCCAAAUUCAUAUGGGGAAAAAUGAUUUCUUGACCCCGAAGGCAAUUGCCAACAGAAUCAAAGCAAAGGGCCUGCAGAAGCUGCGAUGGUACUGCCAAAUGUGCCAGAAGCAAUGUCGAGAUGAAAAUGGAUUCAAGUGCCACUGCAUGAGCGAGUCCCAUCAACGUCAAAUGGAAAUCUUUGGUCAGAAUCCUAAUCGCAUUGUUGGUGGCUAUUCUGAGGAAUUUGAGAGCUUAUUUCUUGAGCAUAUGAAGCGUAGUCACCGCUUUAGUCGUGUUGCUGCAACUGUUGUGUACAAUGAGUAUAUCGCUGAUCGCCACCAUGUCCAUAUGAAUUCCACUCAAUGGGCAACAUUAACUGAGUUUAUCAAGUACUUGGGGAAAACAGGAAAGUGUAAAGUUGAAGAGACCCCGAAAGGUUGGUUUAUUACCUAUAUUGAUCGAGAUUCCGAGACUCUUUUCAAAGAAAAAAUGAAAAACAAGAGAAUUAGGGCCGACCUAGCAGAUGAAGAGAAGCAGGAAAGGGAUAUUAAGAAGCAAAGAGAGCGUGCUGAGCAGUUGAUGGGUGGGGGAAAUAUGGAUGGUGUUGUGGAGGUGAUGGAGUUGCAUCCUAAUCUCAUGGCGAAAUUGGAGGCUGAGAAGAAGAUCAAGUUAACAUUAGGCUCGACAUCAAAAUCUGUUGUGAAAGAGAGAGCAGGAAGCUCAAAAUCCGUGUUUGAUGAGAUAGAUAAUGAGAAGAGGGAAAGAGGUAACAAGGACAGUCGUAAGACUGGUAAACGUGAAAGUUGCCCAGUGUUGGAUGAGAUAAUGAGAGAGGAAGAGGAAGAAAGGGAUCGGAAUAAUAGGAAAGAUUACUGGUUAUGCGUGGGGAUAAUUGUGAAGGUAAUGAGCAAGGCUUUGGCUGACAAGGGUUACUAUAAGCAAAAGGGUAUUGUUCGCAAGGUUAUUGAUAAGUAUGUUGGGGAGAUUGAGAUGAUUGAAACUAAGCAUGUUCUAAGGGUUGAUCAGGAAGAGCUUGAGACUGUAAUUCCUCAACUUGGAGGUCUUGUGAGGAUCGUUAACGGUGCUUAUCGUGCAUCAAAUGCCAGACUGUUAGCAGUUAAUACAAGGAACUUUAGUGCUAAAGUACAAAUUGACAAGGGAAUAUAUGAUGGAAAGGUUCUCAAGGAUAUUGAUUACGAAGAUAUAUCAAAAAUUGCAGAAUAAACAGGGAUACAAGAACUUGUUAGUACUUAUUGAUGUUUUUUGUUUUGGUAAGUCAUCAAUCGUUUGUGCUGCUCUUAUGUGGAUGUUGAUUCUUGUAUUUUUGGGAACAAUAGUCAUCCAAGUUU